Messenger RNA from Wyeomyia smithii (pitcher-plant mosquito), 831 nucleotides. Its product is annotated as loricrin-like. NCBI's taxonomy places the organism in Eukaryota, Metazoa, Arthropoda, Insecta, Diptera, Culicidae. Bases 1 to 831 code for a protein of 276 amino acids. The record is from RefSeq and is a predicted model, not a curated record. The transcript is spliced from 3 exons.
AUGAUGCUGCUAGUGGCCACCGGUGGCGUGGUGGUGCUGAUCGCCGCAUCACUGCUGCUCAACUGCUUUCGAGUAGCACAGCAGAAAGCAACGUUUGUGAUAAUCGCUUCUACUUUACCUCUUGCAGAUGGCCCCGGAUUUGGCGGCGUCGUUACUUCUUCGGUUAGUGGUGGUGGUGGUGCCGGCGGCGGGAUAUUGGUCACCGGCAGUGGUGGUGGUGGUAGCGCAGUCGGUGUAGUACACGCCGGGCUUCAAUCGCUGGUGCAUCUGCAGGACCAGGAGGAUUUGAGCAGCAGUAGCUUCAGUUCUGCUAGCCGAGCUUCGUUGGAUUUGCAAGCGUCAUCGUCCGGGUCGCCAACGGCGUCCUACACACCGGGCGGCGGAGGCGGUGGCAGUGUCAGCGGCGGCUCUGGAUCUAGCGGCGGACUCCGCAAAUCAACAGCGGCAGCGAUCCGUGCUUCUCCGUCGUCGCCGUCGCGCUGCUCAUCAUCGUCGUCCCCGUCAACGACGAAGCGAACGGGAGAGUGCAUCAGGGAAGUUGGGCCAACGGUGGGUGGUGAUAAGGGAGGGGGACUUGUUGGAGGUGGCUCGGGGAGGCACCGAGGUGCAGGUCAGAACAGACGGAAAGAUGGGAAUGGAAAUGAUAGACCGGAGGAUAUCGCCGCUUGUGGCUCUGUCGGUUGUGUUGGGGAUAAUAGUAAUGGCAGUGAUGCUGGCAACACUGAACGUCACAUGGAUCUGGUAAGCGGAGUUAGCGUACGCGUAUUUCAAUGGGUUCGAGGGAUGAAUUUUGGAUGCCGACGGAAAGAUGGCGUUGAGGAGAAACGAUGA